Molecule: messenger RNA, 249 nt
Organism: Helobdella robusta
Lineage: Eukaryota; Metazoa; Annelida; Clitellata; Rhynchobdellida; Glossiphoniidae
Exons: 2
Biological process (GO): microtubule-based movement
Cellular component (GO): kinesin complex; microtubule
Molecular function (GO): ATP hydrolysis activity; microtubule binding; ATP binding
Source: RefSeq, a predicted model, not a curated record
GGGUACAAUGCCUGCAUAUUUGCUUAUGGACAAACUGGUUCAGGCAAGUCGUACUCGAUGAUGGGCACGAGUGAUCAGAAAGGAAUCAUCCCACGACUCUGCGAUGCCCUUUUCGAUGAAAUUGUCCAGAGCACUGACAGCGAGACCAACUUCAAGGUGGAGGUCUCCUAUCUCGAGAUCUACAACGAGAAAGUCAGGGACCUCCUCGAUCCUAAAGGGUUAAUGGGUGGUCUUCUUUGGCGGUUGUGA